Dunckerocampus dactyliophorus (ringed pipefish) is the source of this 11993-nucleotide messenger RNA. RefSeq names its product protein HIRA. The record is from RefSeq and is a predicted model, not a curated record. The transcript is spliced from 29 exons. NCBI's taxonomy places the organism in Eukaryota, Metazoa, Chordata, Actinopteri, Syngnathiformes, Syngnathidae. Gene Ontology annotation, molecular function: nucleosome binding; protein binding. Gene Ontology annotation, cellular component: nucleus; HIR complex. The coding region runs from base 224 to 3292 and encodes 1022 amino acids. Gene Ontology annotation, biological process: chromatin remodeling; DNA-templated transcription; regulation of DNA-templated transcription.
AAAGAAAUGCGAGCCGACAGCUAAACUAACCUACACACUUCCCGUUGUGCUCGGUGUCACCUCGUCUGUCGUCCGGGUGGUUGGGGGCGAUGCUGCUAUCGCUGCAGAGAUGGAGUUGAAACCUCAAAACACUCAACUAGCAGCAGGAGUUUGAGACAAAGGAGACACCCAACGGAUAAUUGCAGGGUUCUCGUCUUAAAAAAAGAGUGAAGGAAGUUUAAAGAUGAAGUUGCUGAAGCCGAGCUGGGUGAGCCACAACGGCAAGCCCAUCUUCUCUGUCGACAUUCACCCAGAUGGAACUAAGUUUGCAACCGGCGGCCAAGGGGAGGAUUCUGGGAAGGUGAUGAUAUGGAACAUGGCGCCUGUCCUCCGCGAGGAAGAUGAGAAGAAUGAGAAUAUUCCCAAAAUGCUUUGCCAGAUGGACAAUCAUCUAGCGUGUGUAAACUGCGUGCGCUGGUCCAACAACGGGCUGUACCUGGCGUCCGGAGGAGACGACAAGCUGGUCAUGGUGUGGAAAAGAGCUGCGUUCAUCGGUCCCAGCACCGUGUUUGGGUCAAGCAGCAAACUGGCCAACGUGGAGCAGUGGCGAUGUGUCACCAUCCUGAGGAACCACACCGGAGAUGUGAUGGACGUGGCGUGGUCUCCUCAUGACGUGUGGUUGGCCUCCUGCAGCGUGGACAACACCAUCGUCAUCUGGAACGCUCGCAAAUUCCCAGAGAUGGUGACGUGUCUUCGGGGACACACGGGCCUGGUCAAGGGCCUGACGUGGGACCCGGUGGGCAAGUACAUCGCCUCGCAGGCCGACGACCACAGCCUGAAGGUGUGGAGGACGGUGGACUGGCAGAUGGAGGCCAACAUCACCAAACCUUUUAACGAGUGUGGCGGUACCACACACGUCCUGCGCCUGUCCUGGUCUCCCGACGGACAGUACCUGGUGUCAGCUCACGCCAUGAACAAUUCUGGACCCACGGCCCAGAUCGUGGAGCGGGACGGCUGGAAGACCAACAUGGACUUUGUGGGACACAGGAAAGCUGUCACGGUGGUGAAAUUCAACCCCAAGAUCUUCAAGAAGAAGCAGAAGAACGGCAGCGCUCCAAAGCCCAGCUGUCCGUACUGCUGCUGCGCCGUGGGCAGCAAAGAUCGCUCGCUCUCCGUCUGGUUGACUUCUCUGAAACGUCCCCUGGUGGUCAUCCACGAUCUGUUUGACAAAUCCAUCAUGGACAUUUCCUGGACGCUGACAGGUUUGGGCAUGUUGGUGUGUUCUAUGGACGGUACCGUGGCCUACCUGGACUUCUCCUUAGAUGAACUGGGAGACCCGCUUAGCGAGGAGGAGAAGAACACCAUCCAUCAGAACAUCUACGGCAAGAGUCUGGCCAUCACCAGCACGGAGGCGCAGCUGUCCACCACCAUCAUCGAGAACCCGGAGAUGCUCAAGUACCAGCAGGAGAGGCAGAACUCGGCCCAGAGCAACGCUGGGCCGGCGGGCGCCGGCACAGAGUCCUCCACCCCAAAACUCAACAGUGUGAUGAAUGGAGAGUCUCUGGAGGACAUCAGGAAGAACCUUCUGAAGAAGCAGGUGGAGACCAGAACCCCUGACGGCAGAAGACGGAUCACGCCGUUGUGUAUCGCUCAGCUGGACACCGGGGACUUCUCGCCGGCGCUCUUCAACAGCGUUCCCAUCCUGCCGUCCUCCUUGUCCAACCAGCUGCCCCCCCAGUUCAGCUCUGACUCCAGCCCGGCACAGGCUCCGCCCUCCCUGGGACUCAGGCCCAGCCACGACCCCAUGCUCACCCUGCCGCCUCCUCCGCCCAACAUGGCCGCCACCAAGGGCCUGGAGGACAACAAGGAUGCCCUUAAGUCCAGCCUGCUACUGACGUCCGCCUCCAAAAUCGAGCCGAUGAAAGCGUUGGACUCCAGGUUCACCGAGAGGUCCAAGGCCACGCCGGGCAUCACGUCCGCCAUAACCUCCACGACAGGUCUCGUGGCCCUCGACAGGCCUAAAGACGUGGCGUCCGUCCUGAAAGAUGUGAAGGCCAAAGAAGACACCAGCAGCGACAGCGAGGACAAGAUGGCCGCCAUCAACAAGAACUUGUGCAAACGGAAACCUGAGCUGCUGCUGAUGGAUGCUGCCGAGGUGGUGGAGAAGAGGAAGAAGGGGCGGCCCAGGAAGGACAAGAUGGCCCCGGCCAUCGCCCAGCCCUUCACGCAGAUUACGCCGCCCCUCGAGCGGGAGCCCCACAGGGCGGUGGCACUGUCUUCGACGCCUCCGUCGUCCUUCCUCAGGCUGCCAACGCCGAGCAUCCAGAAGUCCUUCAGCCUGCAGGUGAGCAUGGAGCCGUCGGUCUCGUUGGAGGUGGAGAACGAGGUGACGGCGGUGGCGGGCUACAGGCUGAGUCAGCUGCGGUGCUCCCGAGACGGACGCGAGUGGAACACGCUGCUGCCCAGCUCAGUGGUCGCCGCAGCGGGAAGCAGCGAUGUCCUCGCUGUGGCCUGCGAGGACAGGAUGCUGUCCGUCUUCUCCUCCUGCGGCCGCCGCCUCCUUCCGUCCAUCCAGUUGGCGGCGCCUGUGUCGGCCCUCAACUGCGCUGCCCACUUCGUCAUGGCGCUGACGGCCGGGGCGACGCUGUCCGUGUGGGACGUGCACAAGCAGAAGGCUCUGGUCAAGAACGAGUCGCUCAUGACCAUUUUAUCAGGUUCUGAGGCGACCGUGUCCCAGUCCCUGCUGACUCAGCAGGGCGUCCCCGUCAUCGGCCUGUCCAACGGGAAGUCUUUCUGCUUCAGCUCGUCUCUGGAGACGUGGACCCUGAUAGCGGAUCGAGGAGAUUGUCUGGUCCAGUGUGCCGACUUCAGGAGCUGCCUUCCCACCCAGGACGCGCCGGGCUCCUCAGGGCCUCUGGCCACCAUGCAGGGACGCAACCUCAACGCCGGUCGCAUGGCGUCCCGCCUCUCCGCCACGCCGCACCACCUGCAGCAGGGCAUGACCUUGGCCUUCCUGGAGAACCAGCUGGCCUCGGCACUCACCUUGCAGUCGGCGCAGGAGUACCGCUACUGGCUGCUAAUCUACGCCCGCUUCCUCGUCAACGAAGGCUCAGAGUUUAGACUGCGAGAACUUUGCAAGGAGCUGCUGGGUCCUGUACACAAAUCAGCUGCGACCGCAUGGGAGACCACCACCAUGGGGCUACGUAAGCGGGAGCUGUUACAGGAGGUGCUGCCCGUCAUCGGGGAGAACCUGCGCUUCCAGAGACUGUUCACUGAGUACCAGGACCAGCUGGAGCUGCUGCGAAACAAAUAACACAACCCCCCUCACCCCAAACGACGCUCCUCCACCUACCUGACGUGAGCGCGGUGGAGCCGUGGGAGUGAUUCCUGUCCCCCAGCUUGGUCUAUGCACCCGCCCACCCCUGAUCAUCAACCGCUGCCAAAGCGCAGGGCGCCACCUGCAGCCACACACACACACACACACACACACACACACACACACACCAUCUCAGCAAUACGCUCCAACCAAAGCAAUGCCUUCCAACGGUCAGAAGAAGUCAACACUCUCAUAACCUCUUUCAACCUCUUUCUGAUUGAACGCGUGGAGGCAAAAAAAGCCUCCACAAACUGGGAAGUCUUUUUUGUUUUGUUUUGUUUUGUUUGACAUGUCAUUGAAAUCAUGAGAUGAACCUGAGCGGCAUCAUGCUUUUACUGUGAAGGUGGAAGGAACGCGAGGCUCUCCUGUUUUAGAGGAGUUCCGUUGCCAUCUUGUGUGCAAAGAAUCCACUCAGACUUGUUUGGACCCGCUCCACCCCCAAAGCGGUCUUUCUGUGUAAAUAAGCCGAAAUCAACGCAAAGCACCGUGACGAGCCUCCUUUGCUUUUUCUUUGUCUUUCUGUGUGUGUGUGUGUGUAAGUGCAUGAUGUAACAAUCACAUCAGCUUGUUUUGUUUAACUUUCAUUAGUUUCAUGUUUGCUUUAUUGUGUGUGUGUGUGUGUGGGGCGUGCAUGUUGUCUCUUGGUCUGUGAGUCAUUUUUUUUAAUAUGUGUACAUUUUUUGUGGUUUUCUAUAUGAGAGAAGCAGAGAGAACUAAAGUAUUGCUUUGGCAGAAAAAAGAAGAAAUAUUAAACAUUUGUUUUUUUGCUAUUUUCUGGUGCAUUUCCUCCUAAAAAGUCAGUUGAUCAUUUUUUGGAUGUUUUAUUUGCAACUUCCUGUCCACAAAGAUCUACUUCCUGUGACCUUGAAGACGUCUUUAUUGAAAUAGCGUUUAAUGAUACUAAUGAGAUUUUGUCUUGUGCAUCAGGCCAGAGGUGGUAUGCUAUCUAGAGUGGCUGUUGGCGCCCCCGGUGGUGGACGCGGUGAGCUGCAGCAGCACCUGAAGACCCAGCAAGUGGUUGGCGCUGGAGCCGAUCCAGUGUCGUAUGAGCUGGUGGGCAAUGGUCUGUUUGGGAGGGAGGACGAGGCCUCCGCUGGACCCUCUGAGCAGUGCCUCCAUCACCUGCCGGCAUAUGUCCGUCACCACGUGUCUAAAGGGGGUACUAACAGGUACUAUCUGUGUCCAAAAUGUCCAAACCACACUGACUCCUGCUCCAACUGUCGUCAUGCAGGGUUACUAACCUGUUUGGUAGCGAAGCUCGUCAGACCAGGGGUGUCCAAAGCGCGGCCCGGAGGACAUUUGCAGUUAUUUUAUUGGCUAAAAAUAUGAUUUUGCAAGAAAACUAAAAAAAAAAAUGCAGUAAUUUGACAAGAAUAGAGUCAAAAUAGUAAGACAAAAAGUCAUAAUUUCACAAGAAUAAUGUAAUAUUAUGAGGAAAAAUAUUUUAGUAGCAUAACUUUGAACUAUUAAAGAAAAAAAACUUUUUUUUAAGCCGUAACAUAAAAAAAAAAAAAAAGUGGAAAAUUGUCUUGGAGAAAAAGUUAUAUUAGAAGAAUAAAGUCAUGGAACAAUAUCAUCAUUAUGAGAAGAAAAUGUACAAGACAAAAAGCUGAACCAUUAAGAACAUUUUUACAGGAAAAAAAGUCAAAACAUUAAGAGAAAAAUGUAUUCUAACCAGGAGAAAAGUCACAAUUUUAUGAGAAUAAAGUUGAAAAAUAAUGUCUAUAGUAGCAUACAAAGACAAAGCAAACAAAGAAUUAAGUUAUUGAAAAAUUGGGUUGGGGAAAAAGUUUGAAUAAAGUGAAAAUAUGUGAAAUAUGACGAAGAAAAUUUACAACAAUUUGGAAAAUUAAAAAACAAAAACAGCAGCAGAAAUCGGUCCGAAUUUAUCAAAAGAAACAUGUAAUAUUAUGUGGAAAAAUGUAAUUUUAGUAGCAGCGUUCCAAUCUUAACUGCUGUUUACAUCCCACCACGAGCUAACACCGCUAGCGCACUAGGCCUCCUGCAUGACAUCAUUGAUAAACACGAGACCAAACACCCAGACGCUGUAUUCAUUAUAUCUGGCGAUUUCAACCACUGUAACCUCAGGACUGUCCUCCCCAAAUAUUACCAGCAUGUGAGCUUUCCCACAAGGGAAAAUAACAUCCUGGACCAAGUCUACAGCAACAUGAAAGGUUCUUUGAAGGCUGUUCCAGGACCCCACUUUGGAAAGGCUGACCACAUCUCCAUAUUCCUUUAUCCAACAUACAGACAACUUCUUAAACAAGCUCCCCCUGUAAGUACAGCAGUUAAAGUGUGGAAUGAAGAAACUGAUCAAGUACUUCAGGACUGCUUUGGCUGCACAAACUGGGAUGUGUUUAAAACUGCAGCGGGGAGGGAAGAUUGUACUGUUGAUUUGGAUGAAUAUGCUUCUGCUGUUAGUGGCUACAUUAGCACAUGUAUAGAGACUGUUACCACCACCAAGUAUUACAGAAAAUACCCUAAUCAAAAACAGUGGAUGAACUGUGAUGUAAGGGCUAAGCUACGUGCUCGUUCGACUGCAUUUGUCAUGGGCACCGCUGAGGACUACAAAAAGACCAGAUAUGACCUGAGGAGGUCCAUACGAGAGGCCAAAAGACAGUACAGACAGAAGCUGGAGGGCUACUAUUCCACCUCAGACCCUCGGCGCAUGUGGGCGGGGCUCCAGCACAUCACAGACUAUCGACAGCGGAGUAGCGUAGCCACGUCCAGCCAAACCACACUUCCUGAUGAGCUGAAUGAGUUCUAUGCCCGCUUUGACACCCAAACUCCUGAUGAGCAGAGAGGGUGGCUGGACUUGGGGAGCACACAGGACUCACCUCUCAUGGUGACAUCAGCUGAUGUGCGCAGGGUUCUGAACAAAACAAACCCACGAAAAGCAGCAGGCCCAGACAACAUCUCAGGACGUGCACUUCGGGUUUGCUCAUCAGAGCUAGCUGAUGUGCUUGCUGACAUAUUUAACCUGUCGCUUGCACAAGCAUCUGUACCGACCUGCUUUAAGUCCACCACCAUAGUGCCCGUACCCAAGAAGAGCAACGUGACCUGCUUGAAUGACUAUCGCCCUAUAGCACUCACUCCUAUUGUUAUGAAGUGCUUUGAAAGAUUAGUCAUGACCCACAUCAAAAAGAGCAUCCCGGAGGCAACUGUGGACCCUCUACAGUUUGCAUAUCGCCAGAACCGGUCCACGGAUGAUGCAGUCAACACUGCCAUCCACACAGCCCUUUCUCACCUACAGGGCCAGGACACAUAUGUCAGAAUGCUAUUUAUAGACUAUAGCUCUGCUUUUAAUACAGUCAGCCCCCACAAACUCACAAAUAAGCUCCUCCCACUUGGCCUGUCUCCCUCCCUCUGUAACUGGGUGUUUAACUUUCUCACAGGCAGGCCCCAGUCAGUCAGAGUCCACAAUCGCACAUCCAGCUCAAGAAUUGUGAGCACUGGGACCCCACAGGGGUGUGUGCUGAGUCCGCUCCUCUACACGCUCUUCACCUACGAUUGCGUGGCCUCCCAGAACAACACCAGCAUCAUUAAAUUUGCGGAUGACACUACAGUCAUCGGCCUGAUCACUGGUGGUGUUGAAACAUCAUACAGAAGAGAGGUGGCGGACCUCAUAGCUUGGUGUCGUGAUAACAAUCUCCUUCUCAAUACAGAUAAGACUAAAGAGAUGAUCAUCGACCCAAGAACAAGGGAAAAGGAGCCGCAUAGACCCCUGUUUAUUGAUGAGACUGAGGUGGAGAGGGUGAAAACCUUCAAGUUCCUUGGCACACACAUCAGCGAGAACCUCACCUGGUCUCACAACACCCAACAAAUUCUGAAGAAGUCCCAAAGGAGACUGUACUUCCUGAGAAGACUGAGGAAAUUUGGCAUGUCCACCACAAUCCUGAGUUGCUUCUACAGAUGCACUAUGGAAAGUGUCCUUACCGCCUCCAUCACUGUUUGGUACGGUAACUGUACAACACGUGAUAGGAAGGCACUCCAGCGGGUGAUCAAGACCUCACAGAACAUUGUUGGGGCAGCCCUCCCCUCACUGCAAGACAUUUAUAAAUCUAGAGUCCUAGGAAGAACACACAACCUCAUCAAGGACAGCACACAUCCACAACACUCAUUAUUCACACUCCUACCGUCAGGCAGACGCUACAGGAGUUUGAAGUCCAGGACCACAAGGCUGGCAAACAGCUUUUACCCACAGGCCAUCAGGCUUCUCAACGAAGCACUCACACACGCCGCACGCAACACACGCACACACUCAUAGCACUUUAUUUAUUUAUUUAUUUAUUUAUUUGUAUUAAUGUCUCUUCUGUUGUUGUUGCUUAAUUUAUUGGUAUUUAUGUUUCUUAUGUUCUUAUUCUUUCUUGUGUUUUCUUUCUUUUCUUGGGAGAAUGAACAGAAUAAGAUUUUCAUUGCAUAGUAUAACUGCUGUCUUACUAUGCAUAUGACAAUAAAACUCUCUUGAAUCUUGAAUAUUAAAUGAAAGAAAAUGCUUCUUUAAAAGUCAUAAAUGGAGAAACAAAAACAAAGAUUAAAGUUGUAAUUUUUUGGAAAACUGGGUUGGGGAAAAUGUAACAUUACAAGAAUAAAGUCAUAAUAUUACAUGAAGAAAAAAUUACAAGAAUUUGGAAAAUUAAAAAUAAGUAGCUGCGGAAAUGGGGGAAAAUGGCAGAAAUUUUGAGGAAAAAAAGUCACAAUUUUACAAGAAUAAGCUCAUUUAUGUUAUGAGGAAAAAUGUCAUCUUGGUAGCAUAGAGUUGAAAUAUGAAAGAAAAACUUUUUAAAAAGACGUCAUAUGAAAAACAAACAGAACCAAAAUAAAGUUUUAAUUUUUGUCAAGUGAGGUUGGGGGAAAAAAGUCCCAAUGUUAUGGGAAUAAAGUCACAAUUAUGACAAGGAAAUUUUCAAGAAGAGAGUUGAACUAUUUGGAAAAUAAAAAAAUUAGUUUGGGGGGGGGUUCUAAUCAUGAGAUUGAGGUCAUAUUAUGAGAACAUUUUGCAAAGAUUAAAUUCAAAAAAUUGAAAUAUUUGGAAAUUUUUUCAGUAAAAAACAAAAAAAAAAGUUUGGACACCCCUGGUGCGUUAAGUGCUCUUUGGUUUUUGCAGGUUCCUGCUGCACUUCUUCCCAGUGGAACAGCAUCCUCCCCAAAUCAAAGGCAAGGCAGGCCGGGCUGAACCAUUACCAUGCAGUGCAAACAUACGUGUGUGUGUGUGUGAGAGAGAGAGAGAGACAUUUGUACCUGUUGCCGGGGGAACCAUUGGGCAUCCUCAAUCUCCUCGUGGUCCACCCGGACUCCUGUCGUCACAGCGACGGCCAGGCAGCCAAUCAUGAGCUGGGAGGGCAUGGGCCACGGCUGGCACGACACGUAGCGGACCGCUCCCAUCUUCACGCCGCUUUCCUCUUCCACUUCCCGCCUCACCGCCACCUCCAGCGUCUCACCUGCCGAGACACUUCAUCUGUCACCUGUCUGUCUGCGUGCGUGGCGUGCGUGCGUGCUCUUACCAGGUUCUACGAAUCCGGCCAGGCAAGAGAACAUUCCUUUUGGAAAGAUGUUCUUCCGGCCCAGCAGACACUGGUUUCCGUCAGGAUGGAUGACCAGCAUGAUGACCACUGGGUCUGAAACACACUGAUGGUCAGUCCGUGUCACGGGGUGGGCGGGGACUGAAGCGGGGCGUGGCUGGGUACCAAUGCGGGGGUAGCAGGUGUUGUGAACUCCCUGCAGGCUCUUGCAGGCGGAGUUUCGGCAGCUCCUCUUGUGCCCCCCCUCCUCCGCCUGGGUGCCACUCCCACAUGUGGGACAGAAGCCGUAGCGGCUGUGCCACGCCAGCAGCGACCGGGCCGGCGCCAGCACGCCUGGAAAGGAGGAGGAGGUUGCAUCAUCUGCACAUGCCGAGGCAAAGCCCAGAGGAGACUUCCCUCACCGGCGUCUUCCUCGCUGAGCAUCAGCAGGUCUCUGCGGGGCGACUUUGGGAAGGAGCACUUCCUUCCCGGGCAGCGCUGAAGGAGCACCGUGGCAUCCUCAUCUGUGCUGAUGGCGAACCAGGCAGGAGGCUCGGCUUUGCUUCGGUCCACCCCCAGGAAGACCACCAAAGUGUCCUCCCUCCGGAGCAGAUCUUUGACGACGUCGUAAGUGAGGCGACACAGCUACAGGUGAGAAUAUCAAAAUGUGAAGCCUCCCUUUUAAAAAUAAAAACGUAAAAAAAGGCUUUCUGACCUCCACGGCGCCAUCCUCCCGGGAGCUGCCCACCAUGGGACUGAGGCCAGAGAAGAGGAGGAAGACGGAGGCAGGAUGUGUCUUUUUGGCCUCCAGCCAGGCGGCGUCAGUCCUCUUGCUGCUCAGGCGGUCCAAUGUCUCACGGCUGAAGUAGUUCUCGUGCGGGCUGAGUUGGGCAUCCUGGGGCCCGCCCAGCAGGACCCAGAUGUGCUUGUGGCCCCAGAAGCGGGCAAUGUCGUAGGCGGUCUGUGACGAGCUGUUUACCGACCACUUAUCGCAGCUUUGAUGCACACACAAGAAGAAGAAUAGUUCACAAGAUGGACACUCGGGAAGAGGAAACGCUUCCUACCCAUGUGACAGCAGAGCCUCCGCCACUGGCUGAUGGCCGUUGCGAGCGGCGAGCAUCAACGCUGUCCAGCCGCUGUGUCCCGCCCGGUUGAGGAGCGAGGGGGCGUGAGACAGUAGCAAGGACACCUGAGCCGUGUCUCCCCGGGACGCCGCGUCCAGGAACUUCUCCACCAUCUCCUCCUUGGCGCUCAGCUGCCAGCUCGUCAUUUCUGGAGAGAGGACACAACAUUAGGAGUAGAAGGUAAGGACGCUCUGGUGGUUUCCUCGGACCAGCAGCAGAGGUGGAAGAUCCUUGGACAGCGUUUCCAGCCAGCACAUGUAGAGGGCGCUAGACACCGCGCCCUUCCUCGCCAGAGGCAUCGUCCUGACAAGCCAAUCAAGACAGUUAAUUAGCUCGUACCGAUGCCGGCCUGUCCAACGAUCCAGGACAUCCUGAUGAAGAGCAUCACGCCCCAGAUGUUAAGCAUGCAUCUCACCUGCAACACACAACAUCUGCUCAGCCAAUUACGGAGCUCCCAUUGAUCACAUGACUCCAGCAUACUUCCACCCACCAGAAGAGGAUCAACAAAAGGACGCCUUUCACCCAACCAAACUUGACCGUUCCUCCUUUGGCCUCCUUCGCCGCCCUGGCCGCCGCCUCCUCGGCCGCCGACGUCUCCUCUCCAUUGGCCAUCCCAUCCUCGAAGGGGUCCUAGAGAGUCGGAAGAUGGAAGGAAGAAUCUUCUUCAGGUUGAUGGUCAGCAGCUCAGAGAAGAAGUCAUCGUUGACGUCGCUGCUGCCUUGCAGGAGGUCCCUUCUGGAAGGUAAAGCAGGGACAAUAACCUUCAUGGUCUCCGUUGGGGUCCAUCCUGGUCUUCCAGAACCUACUGGUGCUGGGCCAAGUCUGCCAUGGAGCCCAGCGUGGCCAGCCUCUGCUCCAGGGAGAACAUCUUGACGGUCAGGUAACACGACGACAGCACCAGCGCACACAUGCUGACACAUACAUACACACACACACACACACACGUAGAUGAAGGAGUGUGUUGAGGAACGUUGUUGGUGAUGAUGAAGGUGACACUUACAGGAAGAGGUAAAGACAGAGAAGAGUGUUGAGUGAAAAUGUUCUCUCCUCCUUCUUGGCCUCCACACCUAAACGACAACGACACAAUCAGCACACACAUCACCAACAAAGCAACAACUGGAUGGAGUCUUCUUACAUUCCUGCUUCUUGGCGUGAUGUCCAGGAGGUGCUGACACGUCACCGUGCUUGAAAGCCUCCAGGAAGGACGGAACAUGGAAGUCUGGAAGACACGGAAUCAUUUGGUCCACUUGUACACACUUGUAAUUGCACGCUUUGACCACUAUGGGCGACUGGUGCACUCGCUGUGUACAGGAUUACGAUGUACGAUACAGUCAUCAUGUGACGCUCUUGAUUGGCUGAGAUACCUGCCAUCUUUUCCUCGUCGGGCGUUUGCAAAUCGGAGCUGCUGCUCUCCUCCGUGUCCCGCCUCCUGUCCCUCAGCGCUCCGUCCAAAGCACCAAAGUUGGCGUGGAAACCCUGCCGAGGCGCACCGGCGUCCCGUCAAAGAGGAAGCAUUGGUGUGUUGUUGUGUCGUGUUGCGUUGAGUCGUGUUGUGUUGAGUCGUGUUGCGUUGAGUCGUGUUAGGUUGAGUUGUGUUUGGUUGAGUCGUGUUUGGUUGAGUUGUGUUGCAUUGAGUCGUGUUGUGUUGAGUCGUGUUGUGUUGAGUCGUGUUUGGUUGAGUUGUGUUGCAUUGAGUCGUGUUGCGUUGAGUCGUGUUGCGUUGAUUCGUGUUAGGUUGAGUUGUGUUAGGUUGAGUCGUGUUUGGUUGAGUUGUGCUGCAUUGAGUCGUGUUGUGUUGAGUCGUGUUGUGUUGAGUUGUGUUAGGUUGAGUUGUGUUUGGUUGAGUCGUGUUUGGUUGAGUUGUGUUGCAUUGAGUCGUGUUGUGUUGAGUCGUGUUGUGUUGAGUCGUGUUUGGUUGAGUUGUGUUGCAUUGAGUCGUGUUGCGUUGAGUCGUGUUGUGUUGAGUCGUGUUGUCUUGAGUCGUGUUAGGUUGAGUCGUGUUUGGUUGAGUCG